AUGACUCUUGGUGAGAACAGUGGAGAGGUCAUGUCACAGCAUGCCGAUGGAGAAGAGUUUUAUGAGAAAUUAAGGGGGAAGAGGUCAAAGCAUUUUGAGAAACAGACUCAGGAAGUGUCAAAGGCAUGGAAAGAGUUGUGUGAGGAGGAAAGAAAGCGGAGUGUCCAAGAGGGAAUUAAGGAGCUAAUUGAGGUGGAAGAAGAAGGAGAUGAAAGGGAUGAUCACAAUUUUCACAUUGAUGAAGAUUUUGAGGAGAAUGAAGAUGGGAAUAAUGAUGAGUCUCCCAUAGAAGAAGGAAAAGAUGAUAAAUCUGUACAAGAAGAAGGAGAAGGAGAAGAAGGUGAUAAUGAUAAAUCUACCAAUAAAGAAGGAGGAGGAGAAGAAGGUGAUGAUGAUGAGUUUGCCAAUAAAGGACAAGGAAAAUGUGAUGUGGGUGGGGAAGAAAUAGAGAAGGGAUAA
This is a messenger RNA of Neltuma alba, 459 nucleotides long. Its product is annotated as spore wall protein 2-like. The transcript is spliced from 3 exons. Lineage: Eukaryota; Viridiplantae; Streptophyta; Magnoliopsida; Fabales; Fabaceae. The record is from RefSeq and is a predicted model, not a curated record. The coding region runs from base 1 to 459 and encodes 152 amino acids.